CAGUCUGUGCAACCUGGGGUGCUGGCCCGUGUACUCACACUGGAUACGUGAUUUGUUGAGAAACGUUGUGGCCGAGAGGGAGCGAGGCAGGGCUUUGCAAGACAGACUGGGUGAGAUGAUUAAGGGUGCUGACCUCUUACCAGGAAUUACUAGGGAAGCGGAGAGGUUUGACCAGAGAGCAUAGAAACCCAGCAAAGAGAUAGUAAAUAGAACGUCCUCUUUACCCCUUCCUCAACACACACAUACACGAGGUUAGAAGUUUACCUCUGUAGUCUACAGUAGUGGUAGUAAUGGUGGAAAGAGUGAAUAAGGGGCCUAACCUGGCUAGAUUUCUCUUUGCUUUCCUGCAAAUGUUCCAGCAACAAGUGUUUUCUUAAAAAAGCAAGAACUUGUAUUGAGGCUUGACUGAGUUCUUGGGAAAUAUAACUGCUCAUUGUUGGCUUGGAAGAUGCUGAACGUGGCCCCUUUUUGGGGUUUUGGAUUCUGUCCUUAGGGCUGGUUUGUGCAAACUGAUGAUGCCCAUCAUUGCCUCUCUGUAGGUCUCUGGCCACUCCUGUGAUACUGGCUCUUGUCAGACAUUUUAUCAGUCGCCCAGCUAUGGAAGGGUAAAAAACCACGAAUCCCAUUGGGUAAAGAUUAUACACUGUUUGAACUCUAGUAGGUUGUGACUGGCUGAAUGAUUUUUGAUUGUAGAGUUUCUAUGAGAAAUUGGCUUCAUCAAAUGCUGCUUUAUUCUGACUUUAUCAUACACAGCAUGCCUUGUUUUAGUGGGUUAGUGCCUGGAACUAAGUAUAUUAUACCUGAAUCCCCUACCAUUUAAAAGCUAAUUUAUAAACAGGGACUUGGAGUGUGACUCCACUAAUGUGUGUGUGAUCUUGGUUAGAAACCCACUUCACUGCCUUUCGUCAAAGAGGUGCGAGGUGGGGGAAGGGAGCUGCCUGGAAGUGAUUGAUAAGGUUUCCUUCAUGGAUUCUGUGGUGCUUCACUGGAGCUCAGAGCACUUUGGCAACUUAAGCACUCCAAAUUAAAAGCUCAUUAACAAUUCCUGCCCAAAGAUCCUGUAAAUAAUCAGGCUAGCUAGGUCAUAGAGCUUGGCCGAGUGUUCUCCUUCCAACUUGAAAUUUCCAAAUAAAAGUGCUUUUAUUCCCUUUCAUUUCGAAAGUGUUUUCUUUGUGGCGGGGUAAGUUGGUGAGUGGCAUUUUCCCAGGGGAAUCUGAGUAGAAUAAAGUCUUAAAUGUGCAGAGUGGUGGACAGGAAUAGACUGGUUCCAAAACAAGGUGUUUCUUUGUGCAAAGGGUGUUGCUAGCUUAGGAGCACUCUGCCACUUCUGGUCCUUUGGAAGAUCUGAAUUAGGUGAUAAAUGUGCUAGGUGUCCAUUGAUGAUUUGACUUGGACUUUUGGUGACCUUCGUUUUCUUAGGACUUGAGGCAGAUGCGGAAGUAUCCUAUAACUGCUUCCUGGUCUGUGUGGCCAUCAUAGUACGGCCUGGCCUGUGUGUUCCUGGCAACCAACUCUUCCCCUAAUCCAAGCCUCAGUUCCUGAUUUCCGAAUACUGUCAGCCUUACUGGUGUCUCCUCCUUGACUAGGAUUCUGGGAUUAUCCAGAGAGCCAUCACUUCGUGGCCAUCGUUCUCAGUCCAAGCUUAGAUACUAUAAAUGUUUAGUGUUUCUGGGAGAUAAGCCUCCUUAGGAAGAAAAGUAUGCUACUAGAGACCAUGGCAUUUAUCAUUCCAAAAAUAUAGUACUAGUAGCUUCUGAAAGCUCUGUAUAUGAGCACUGUUCUAUUGCAUAGAUAGCUGUUAUCCUAAAGUUAAGUUUUGAGUUUAGGAGUUUGAAGAAUAGUGUGGCCCUUACAUUGUUUCAAACAGCAACGCCCUGGGAAUUUGAUCCUUUAUAUUGAAAUAGACUUGUUGCAGAGUGUGUAUUUAUCCACAGCAUUGGGGCUUUCCAGCCCUCACAGAACCUUCAGCAUCCCCAGCUGGCAGUCUUGGCAUCUUCGAAGUAAGGAGAGGAAAUCAUUGAGUUCCCCAUCCUGAAGCUAAAUGGCCGGACUAUGGAGAUUGAAUCUACCUUUCACAUGUAUGUCCAGCCUGUAGUCCAUCCGCAGCUUACUCCCUUCUGUACAGAGCUCACCGGGAUUAUUCAAGCCAUGGUGGAUGGUCAGCCAAGCCUGCAGCAAGUGCUGGAGAGGGUCGAUGAGUGGAUGGCAAAGGAAGGCCUCUUAGAUCCAAACGUCAAGUCAAUUUUUGUCACCUGUGGAGACUGGGAUUUAAAAGUCAUGCUCCCGGGCCAGUGCCAGUGCUUGGGCUUGCCAGUGGCGGAUUACUUCAAGCAGUGGAUUAAUCUGAAAAAGGCUUACAGCUUCGCCAUGGGCUGCUGGCCCAAGAAUGGACUUCUAGACAUGAACAAGGGCCUCAGCCUGCAGCACAUAGGCCGGCCCCACAGCGGCAUUGGUCAGUCCCUCCACACGUUCCCCUGGCAGCUUGAUGACUGCAAGAACAUUGCCAACAUCAUGAAGACACUCGCAUAUCGAGGCUUCAUCUUCAAGCAGACAUCGAAGCCAUUCUGAUUGGCCGAGGAUGGGAUGGGGCAGGACAGAGUAGCUGCUUGGCCCAGCCCAGAACCCUCCACGCCCUCACCAGAGGGGAAAAAGGACAGUGGCACAGCUCUAUGUCCAGAGUGUCCCCCAGCCUGUCCUGUGGGCUUCUGCCCUGGGUAAGGGCUUGGCUACUUGGCCCCUCUGGAGUAGACACUUUGUGCCCUCCACCCCGACCCCUCAACCUCAGCCCAGUAUUAGCCCCUCCCAUUGUGGGCCUGGGCUAGGGGGACCCAGGCACUCACUGCCUCCUCCCCGGUACACAGGCUUCUGCUGGGGCCACCAAGCCUCCCUGUGUCCCUUCCCAUCCGUAGUGCAUGGUGUGUGGUGCCCACAGGGCUCCAGGACAGAUCAGGCCCCACCUUGUGUCUACCCCCAUCCCCGCUGUGAACGUGCCACUGAAUAAAGUCGGGGAAAUGAG
Molecule: messenger RNA, 3016 nt
Organism: Manis pentadactyla (Chinese pangolin)
Lineage: Eukaryota; Metazoa; Chordata; Mammalia; Pholidota; Manidae
Gene: ERI3
Product: ERI1 exoribonuclease family member 3
Exons: 7
Coding region: 2053-2568 (171 amino acids)
Biological process (GO): exonucleolytic trimming to generate mature 3'-end of 5.8S rRNA from tricistronic rRNA transcript (SSU-rRNA, 5.8S rRNA, LSU-rRNA)
Molecular function (GO): 3'-5'-RNA exonuclease activity; nucleic acid binding
Source: RefSeq, a predicted model, not a curated record